Molecule: messenger RNA, 36041 nt
Organism: Paramuricea clavata
Lineage: Eukaryota; Metazoa; Cnidaria; Anthozoa; Malacalcyonacea; Plexauridae
Source: the annotation of a GenBank genome assembly
AUGCCUGGCGUUACGUACGAUGUGCCUUUAAUUUUACCUGGCUUACGUAAAGAAGAAUCCAUAUUGCAAAUGGUGAACGCUUUAGAGCAUUUACAACAAGUUUCUAAGGAUGUAUUUUCCAAAAUCGAGAAACGGGUUGGCGAAAAUCGCGAUCGAAUUGCAGCCAUCGACAAGCGAGCGAACGUCGCAAUGGCCAAGAUAGAGAAGAUUCGUGGAAGCAAGAAAGCGAUCAGGGUGUUUUCAAGUGCAAAAUACCCUGCCCCGGAAAAAUUAGAGCAGUACGCGUCGCUACACACCUGUGAUGGUCUUCAACAGAACCCUUUGCCUUGUGUCAACCAAAAUUAUCAUGUUUCAACCAAAUUCCUUAAAGCUGACCAUGAGAGCAUGAAAGAAAAGUUGCAAUUUUAUAACGUGCAACUGAAUACGGCUAAACGAAAAACUGACAAGGACGAUCAGGGGUUGGGUGGCCUACCGAAAGAUAUCUCAUCGAUCAGUUCGCUGCUGCUUUUCAAUACGACUGAAAACCCAUACAAGAAAUAUGUCAUUUUGGACCCCCUGGAAGGGGCGGUCACCAAGACCAGGAAAGGCCUGGACGAAGAGGACGAUGAUCUAGCUGCAGCGCCGGUGACCAUCACAAAUCGUGAAGAAAUGGACCUGCUUGGUUUGACAAAUUAUUUUUAUGUCCCAAACCUUGGCGACGUGCCAGAACUUGAUGUGCCAGUUCACCUUCCUGAUUUGCCUGGAAUUGCCGAUGACCUUGCUUGGAGGUAGGUAUCACUGCAGUUAAUCAGUUCGGAUAAGAUGGGCUAUACAGCAUAUCUUAUAGUCACGACGGAUUGAAUGUGAAAUUAAAGUACUCUAGGUUUAGCCAUUGAGUCUCCUACUCAUUCAAUUGGAACCAGUGACUCGACUCGAGUGGAGCCAUUGACUCAACUUGAUCAGAUACUGAGACGACUCACUUGAACUGCAAAUGACUCAAUCUACUCAUCUUGUGACUCUACCUUGGCCUUUGGGGUGACUCAUCACAACACUGCAUAGAGAGUCCUUAGGAUUGAUUUAUCAUGUUUUCUCAAUUUAGUGCCGACCUUGGUCCAUCCAUUGCACCUUCAGUUCCUGGAUCCAAUGUUCCUGAACUGCCUGAAGUCAUUCCUGAAGAACCAGCACCUGCAUUUCAACCUCAUCAAGAAGAUUCACAAUCAUCCCUAUAUACCCCUCCUCCCCCACCCCCACCUGACCCUGCAGGUCCCCCACCACCCCCUCCUCCACCUCCACCACCACAGCCCAUGGAGGAACAAAGUUCUGGACCCCCAGCUCCAGGUAUGGUAUAUAUUUUAACCAUUAAAGUUGCAUAAUUUGCAUCCUAAUACAGUUUUACUCACCAAGGGGAGUGUGCUGGCACCCAAUUGGUUGAUGGCAGCACUCUUCCCCAGACAAGUAAAAAUCGAUAGAGUAAAAGAACAAAGUAGGAUGCAUCUGGGCACAUUGCCACUUAAAGGGUUAAUCUGCCCAUGUGAUGUGUCUAGUAAACCAUAAAGAUGCAUGCCAAUGGCCCACAACAACCCUCGGAAUUCAACUAUUUUUGCCUCGGCAAACAAUUGCCGAAGUCUUUCGAUAAUUUUCAAGUUUGCCUCGGCAAUUUUUUUGCUGAGGCAUGCAAUGAAAUCACCUUAAAUUCCUUUGGCAAUUACUUCGGCAUUCAUGUCGAAAGUUGUAAUUAAAGUAAAGUACAUACGGAAAUUAUUGUAAACAAAUAUUAUAACUAGCAUAGAUUCUGACGUUUGACAAUUUGUUGUUAUUUUACAAAUUCCUGAUUCAAAAUGUUUUUAAAAAGUUAGUGAUAAUUAACAACAAAUUGUAUGAAAGAAUAAACUUGACGGUAAUAAUAAACAUCCGACGUCGAUGACAACAAUUCAAACAAAGAAGUGAUACAAAAAACGAAAACUGUAGUUUGUAAAUUUAAGCAAAAAAACGAACAGAUGCAGCUGUAGUUUGUAAUUGAAGAUAUAAUGGGUGGAAUUGCCUCGGCAUUUUUUUGCCGAGGCAAACUAUGAAAAAUCGUAACUUAUCUCGGGCCAGGCAUUUUUAACCCUAUACGGUUAUUUCUGGUGACCAGAAACCCUACAAAAUUAAAAUUUAAUAUGUAAAUAGAUUUAAAAAAAAAGGGAUAAAUAAAUACUUCUUCUUCCCCUAGAAUCUCUCUAACCCCUCUUAUAAACUGUUCAACCCCACCAAAAAAAUGAACAGGUGCAGCUGUAGUUUGUAAUACAAGAUAAAAUGGGUGGAAUUGCCUCAGCAUUUUUUUGCCGAUGCAAACUAUGAAAAAUUGUAACUUAUCUCAGCAAUUGCCGAGAAUCCCCCCCCCCCUAGAAUCUCUCUAACCCCUCUUAUAAACUGUUCAACCCCACCAAAAUUUUGCUUCACCCCAAUUAUUUUGUACGAAAGUCUUUAACCCUAAUGCCUAACCCCUACAAAACUCGCUCAGUGAUGCCGCUUCCACCCCUUGCCCAAUGAGAUGCAGAUGAACUUUAAUACUUGGUAUAUGUUAAUACCAGUACUAUAAAGCCUGCACAAAGAACUAAAAGAGCAAUUUUUCUGAGACAAGUUUCUCUGAAAAGUUUGCCUUGUCAGCUGUACAGUAAUAUGUAGUCAACAAGUUUUACUUGACAAGUUUCCCCAUGACAUGUUUUGUUGCUAGUGUGCACAGAAUGUUGUUAAAAAUUUAUCUCAUAUUGUGGUUGCAUUUUUUUUUCCAAACCACUAAGUAUUUCUUGUACACUUGUCAUGCUUUCCUUGGCAGCCGUUCGCACAAACAAAUUUUCCUUGUCCAAAAGCUGGUGUGACUAGUUUUGGAACAACUCUCCUUGGCAAGGUAAAAUUGUCAAGUUUCUGCCGUACAUAGGAGCAAAUAAAACUUGUGAAGGAAAACUUAUCAAGGAAAACUUGCUCUCCUGCACGGGGCUUCCUUGUAAGUUCAGGGUCUGAAAUUUGCAGUAUCCCGAUAUCCAUGGGAUACUAAAAUUUGGUUUUGGAUACCAAACUGUGAAUGACUUAUAUCCCAACUGGAUACUAAGAAAAUUUCAUACAUUAGGAAAAUGUUAAGCAUCUCUGACAGUCUCCUGAUAGCUUUUGAAUACUAUGAGUUUGCCACCCAAGCCUUUCCUCAUAUAAUGUGCAUUUUUGUGUAUUAAUGAAUUGUCUAGUUGUUGACAACUUGACUGUUGAAUCUCCUGUUGUUAUUGUAAUUUGUAACAGCGAGAGUUAUUGGAUGGGACAGGGUAUAAUACUUAUGGUAACCAGUAUCCAGAAGUGGGAUACUGCAUUCUCAGGGGGGAUACUAAACUUUGAAUCCUGGCAUCCCAGUUGGAUACUUAAAUUUCAGACCUUGAUGUAAGUCUGUCAUUUUGAAUACAAACAAGGCAAAUAAUAUUUCUUUCAGCUCCAGCUGAGGUUGCUCAGCCAACAAGCAGUGGGGGUGAUGAGGGUGGCAGAGCUGACCUAAUGGCAGCCAUCCGAAACGCAGGUGGUGCAGGCAAGGCCAUACUGAAGAACUCUAAGGAGCGAAAGCAGAAAAAACGGGCUGAGAAGGAAGCGCCCAGUGGUGGUGGUGGUGGGGACCUCAUGGGCGAUCUCUUUGCAAAGUUACAGAUGAGAAGGAAGGGUAUAUCAGGAUCAAGGGGGGAUAAAUCAGGUGAUGACACUGGUGGAGGGUCAGCUAUGGAUAAAAUAUCAUCCAUGAUCCCUCCACCUAGCAACGCAAAUGCAAAUUCGUCAUUGGCUAAUGACAGUGGGGAGUGGGACUGAUGAUAACAUGGACGAAUAAACACUGUCUAGUAAUUUUUAUAUUGGCCAUUAUAGUAGUAUUGGUAAGUAAUGAUUUUUGAUAUGAUUACAAGUGUACAUAGGGUGAGAUAGCCUAAGAAUAGGCUAAGGAUGACUCGAUGAGACGGUUAUGAUGACGAGGACAACCAAAAGCAUUAUUGAAAUAAUAGUUACUGUCGUUCCAAUUGAAGUGUUCCUCAAAUAUUGAUUCAAUACAUUACCUCAGGCUGACCAAUUCAUUUCAUCAAGUUCCUCGAGAUAUUCAUACACUUCCUGUGAAAGAGCCAAUUCCAAGUAUUUGAUAAUUUCUGGUCACUUCCUUUCUAUUUAUGAUUGGUUAGUUGCACAGACAACAAAGGUGAUUGGUGCAUUCAAACUAUUCAACAGGAAGUUUACAAUUAUACUAGGAAGUGUAUGAAUAUUUCGAGGAACUUGAUCAAAUGAAUUGGUCAGGAACACUUCAAUAUUUGAGGAACACUUCAAUUGUAAAUUCACAGUAAAUUUAAAAAUGCAUGAAAUGUUACUAUCACAAGACUUUGAUUUCAGAAUAAAUGGUUUACGUUCAAUAUACCACUGGAAAAAAAAGUGAAAUCCAUACUACGAAAUAUGCAAUUGCACCACAAAAUCCAUAGUAUAUCCAUACUACUUCCAUACUAUAUCCAUACUAUGAAAAUAUACAAUUAUUAUGCAUAACCAAAAUCCACUCUAAUUUCCAAUAAAGGUCCAUACAAUUUCCAUUCUAUGACCUCCUAUGGAUUUUCAAAAUUUUUUCCAGUGUACUGUAUGUAGCAUGUAUACAGUAGCUAAUAGUAGCUAUGAUUCUGAGUGCAAUUUUGAAGAUAUAUUUAUUCUAUAAAGUAUAGUGCUUUAUAGAGAUUUCGAGCACUGCAUGAUAAAACUGAUCAUCGUGAAAAUUAUCGCUUUUCAAUUAUCGCUUUUGAUAGCCUUCUCUAUAAAAAUUAUCGCUUUUCAAAGACUGUCCUUUAUAUAAUAAACAGAAAAAUACAUGGAUGCUUGGAAAUACCAGAUUUAUUUCUCGUGUUGCACAUGAUAUCUCACUCGUGUGAUAUCAUUCAUGUGCAACACUCGAAUUAAUACAGUACAUCAGGGUGCACGAAUGAGUUUUUCAAAGACAAAGACGAUCAAAAUUGCAAGAGUACGAAGAACGAGUGCAAUUCGAAAGUUUUAUAAACUGACGAGUGUUUAUAUGUUUAUGAUGUUAUCUCUGAGUGUGUUCACACUGGGCAAGCUGAAAAGUUUGCUUGACCUCGGUGGGAAUCGAACCCGCGACCAUUGGCUUGCUAGUCCAAAGGUCGCGGGUUCGAUCCCCACCGCGGUCAAGCAAACGUUUCAGCUUGCCUGGUGUGGACAAACUAGGAGACAACAUCAUAAACAUAUAUCUUCACCUGAGUGCACGACACCAGAAUCAAGAUCACGAGUGUUUGUUUUUCCAAAUUGCAUGAGAAACCAUACUAUUCUUAAUUUAAUCAGUAAUGUAUGAAAAACAAUUUGUAUGCAUGAGAAACCAUACUAUUCUUAAUUUAAUCAGUAAUGUAUGAAAAACAAUUUGUGGAGGUAGAAGCCAAUUUAUGGUCACUUACAUCAGUGCAUGAAACACAUGCGAAAUAGCUAAUUUUGUACUGGCUUAUUUGAAUGACACAACAAUUUAAUAGUUGAUGAUGAUUUUUAAUAUGAUUGCAAAUGUACUACAAACAGAGUAGGGUGAUAUCCCAGAGCCUGAAUCACAGACCUUGCUGCAUGUGAAGAUGAUGACGAUGUUUAAUGCACAUUGAAUUACAAUGAAUUACAAUGUAUUUACAGGAAUACUGAAUGUGUUUACAGGAAUGUGUUUUCAAUGUGUAUGAAUUCUCAUUGUGUUUACUGGGGAAUGUGUUCUCAAUGUGUAUGGAUUUUCAAUGUGUUCGGGCAAUGUGUUUUUUGUUGAAACCUUUCUACCACAUUUCCAACCUCGUUUCCAGGCUCUUCCCAACCUCGUUCCCAGGGAAGAGCCUGGGAACGUGGUUGCCACAUUUCUACUUUCUAGUUUACGAAAGCAUGCAAUAGGUUAACUUUUAUUUGGGUAGAUAUUUUAAUGCUAAGUUACCUUUGUUGGAUUUUAUGCUUUCGUACAUAUAGAACAGGGGAAGUAAGCAAGUUACACGCGAGGUAAAAUUUUCACCAACAAAUUCGUCUGUGCGUUAGUUGUUAAUAAUAGACCAAUCUCGUACCCAGAGCAUACUCUGCGUGGGUACGAAAUUGGUCUAAGAGACGAAUCUGUUGGUGAAAAUUUUACCUCGCGUGUAACUUGCUUACUUCCCCUGUUCUAUGUGCGAAAGUAUAAAAUCCAACAAUGGUAACUUAGCAUUAAAAUAUCUACCCAAAUAAAGGUUAACCUGUUGCAUGCUUUCGUAAACUAGAAAUAUGGUAGAAAGGUAGUAUGUGGCCCAUCGCGGCAUUCUGGCCCAUCCCUACUUGGCCAUUUUCACUUGACCACUACAAAACCUGGGUACGAGGUUGCAUCUUUUACUUGCUCAUCCAUAUUGACCACAUAUUGUGCACUUUAAACUAUGACCACAUUCCUCCAGUAGAAAUUUCGUAAUCUUUAUCACGUGAGAGUCAUUACGUCAUAACAUGACAUUGUAGAAAUUUCAUGAUAUGAUUACAUUCCGGACUUUAAACUAUGACCCAAUUUAUAUAUCUGUAGAAAUUUUGUAAUCAUUUACAAGGCCAUGUGCGAAUCAUGUGCCUUUUGUCUAAUUCCAUGCUUAACCCCUCAUAAGUGGCGAUGCGCCAUGCUUUAUUAUUUUACUCUGGAUGACGUCUAAAACUCUAACUCGAGGUCACAAAACCGUGGCUCUCAGGUGUGCCGAAAGGUAUUCCGAAAACAGCUGUACUUUAUGUUAAGCAACUUCAAGCCAGUAAGGCGCGAUGUGGGCGCAGCGGCGUUUCAGAAGUAAAAUAGGAUGAAAAUAUGACACACCUUAGACGUGACUAAGGGAAGGAACUUUAUGUGGUUAAAACACGACAUGUGAACAAAAUAAUGUGUUCCUAGUUUUAGAGCAUAAAUAUGAUUAUAAUAUAGCAUUUGUAAAUUCUGAACGCUGAUUGGCUAAGAGCCGUGUUGAUAUACUCGAUGUCAACACGGAAACGUCGGAAAAUUUGUUUCUUUAUAUUUUUUUGUGCUAUAUUAUAAAACAAAUAUAUUAAAACAAUUUUUCCGUAUUGAUGUGAUCGAAAUUCCGUAUCGAAAUUGUGUGAAAACACUAUUUCUCGUUUUCCCAAUUUCCACUCGUGUUGAUAUAACUGUAUCUCAACACGGAAAAUGUUUUAUAUUUGUUAAGUGUAAAAUAUUGUGUGCGGGUUAGAGUGUAUUAGUAUGAAAUGUAUGUAGAAUGGUUAAGUUGAUUGAUUGUAAAAGAUUGUUCGAAUAAAGGAAAAUACGAAAAAGGAAAUCGUGGCUAUACUGUGCGCAGCUCGAAACAGUUCCGUUUUAUACUUUUAGAAAUGUGGUGCAAGUGAGUAGUAUGUGGUCCAUCGUCAUAUAUUGUUUACUUCACGAGUUCUCAACCAUGCACUAUAUGAGUCUACGGCCACGUUUACAUUCAACUUUAUGACGCUAUACGGCUAGCAUUCUGUUAAAAACUCACUUCGUUUUUUAGUAUUGUGUUACACUAUAUAACAGAAUGGCCUGCCGUAGCGUACCAAAUAAGGUCUAUUACUAUACGCUUGGCACUCCGGAUGCAAAUCAAUUCGCUACGGGAAAUUUGCCAUAUGUCAUAGUGUAAACACGGCUUCAGGAUGACUAUCACCUUAUUGAAAUGAAGAAAUUUCGUAAUCACUAGGCAGAUUUACUAACAUGUGGGAUUCAAGACAUGCAUGACAUUGCAGAAAUUUAAUAUUUGAGAUCUGGACAACGCCUACUCAGGGCAUAAUGAUCUUUGCUGAAUGAGGGCGGUUUUGACCAGACGUAGUUCUAUACCUGACUCGUCCCCAGUCGCUUACCUAACGCGCGUUAAAACGCCUCGGGGCAUUCCCAUGGUCCUUUGCGUUAGAAGCAGUGUUAGGGACUGUGGAAGAGUCAGGUUCUAUACGUCAUACUACGUCUGGGUACGUGUUAAGUGAUCUGAUAUGCGUUGAUUAUCCCGUUUACUAUGAUGCUUUCAUUAUUAUACCGGCGGUUAUACAUUAUACCCCUGUCAUCCAACAGAGGUAACUUAGCGUUAAAAUAUCUACCCAAUGCAGAUGAAAGUUACCUGUUGCAUGCUUUCGUAAACUACAAAUGUGGUAGAAAGGUAGUAUGUAGCAGGCGUUUAAUGCAGGGGGGGGGGGAGAGAGGGCGUCAUUUCUUCUCCCGCACGCACUAAACGCUUGCUACGCAGUCUAGGUAGUAUGUGGCCCAUCGUGGCAUUCUGAGCCAUCCCUAUUUGGCCAAUAUGAGUAGUCAAUAUAUAUAUAUUAUAUAUGGCCAUCUCUAUUUGGCCAUCCAUAUUGACCACAUAUUGUGCACUUUAAACUAUGACCUCAUUCCUCCAGUAGAAAUUUCGUAAUCUUUAUCACGUGGGAGUCAUUACGUCAUAACAUGACAUUGUAUAGAAAUUUGACAUGAUUACAUUCCAGACUUUAAACUAUGACCUAAUUUAUCUGUAGUAAUUUUGUAAUCAUUCGCAAGGCCAUGUGCGAAUCAUGUGCCUUUUGGUCUUGCAUGCUUAACCCCUUAUAAGUGGCGAUGCGCCAUCACCGUUUAUUAUUUUACUCUGUGAGGAUGACGUCUAAAACUCUCCAGGUCAAAAACUGGUGUGGCAAUAACGGUAUGCCCAAAACCGGCGCACUUUAUAGCCACAAUUCAAGCCGUGGUUAUAAGGUAUGCCGAAAACAAGCGUGUUUUAUAGCCACAACAGUGGCUGUGAGGUAUACGCAGCCCAAAACCAUGGUCGUACCGGGCGGGGCAGUCGGGCAAUAUUCGAUCAACAGUCGGGCAAUUUUGGUUUGCAAUAAAAAAAAUUGGACAAAUUCUGUCAAUUUUGUCUAAAAUCAAGUCAAUUUUUUGGCAAAUUUUGCGAUUUUUCGAAGAUUUGUGUUAUGUUCGGAAAAAAUUGUAUGUCCGGAAAAUUUUUUUGACCCCUAAAAUGGUACACUGACCGAAAAUAUUUUGGCGCCGGGGGGAGGUCGCCAAAAUAAUUUUUACGGAAAAAAUUUUUUGGUACUAGUCGGGCAGAAUCCCGAAAAGUUGGGCAAUUUUCUUUCCGCCCCCCUAAUUUUUUCCUUCCGGUACGCCCAUGCCCAAAACAGGUGCAUACUUUAUGGUGAUCGCUAGAUAGUAUACUUCAAAAUAAGGUUUCCGUUUUUAUAAUGUAGAAAAAACUAUCCUAACUCAAAACUAAACCCUAACCCUAAUACUAUCCCUAACCUUAACCUAACCCUAACCUAAACCCUAACCUAACCCUUACUUAUUUUAAAAAUUGAUAUAAAAACGGAAACCUUAUUUUGAAGUAUACUAUCUAGCAAUUGCCCAUACUUUAUAGCCACAAAUCGUGGCUAGCUAUAAGAUUGAUGUCCAAUACCCACGAUCGGAGUCCGAUGGAGAAAUCCAUCAUACAUGUGCUACCGAUUGAUCCGAUGGACAAACAUGUUUACCGUCGGAGAAAAUUUUCUCCAAUGGACAAAUAUACGUAGACAAGCAGUAUAGCAUAACGUGAUAUUAAUUCAUAACAUAAAGACUAUUACCAUUAUACUUUUGAAAUAUUUUUUUUCUCUAAGUGUCCAUGUUUGAACGAUGUAAGUGGCAAAUGUCAGAUGGUCCGAUCGAUCGAUCGGAUCCAUCGGACAAGCGUGCUUACGGUCGGACAGAAAUUUUACCGAUGGCGAAAUGACGUCAUUUGAAAGCUACGCGGUGGGUCUCUAAAUUCAAAAAUUUUCCUGGGGGGCAUGCCCCCGGACCCCCCUAGACAAACCUCGCACCUGCGGCGCUCGGCUCGUGCUUUCGGCCCUCGUUUAUCAAGUGAAACAUUAUAGGGGCGCAUAUUUGUUGACAGCCCACUGGCCCCCCCCCCCCAGAAAAAUAGUACCCUGCAGCACGCCACUGCUAAAGAACGACGGAACAUGGUUGUAUUUAAUAUCAUUCGUGUUCUAAGCGUGAUUGGCAUAUAUUAUGAUAAUUCAGUAUCAUGUUAUAAUUCAUUUUCAGGGCAGCCUAUAAAUCAUUGAAGAAUCAUUAUAAUAGAUUGAUUAAAAGUACAAUGCGUCAACACUAUCAAGAAAAGAUACAUAAUAAUUCAGGUGAUAUUAAGAAAACAUGGAAAAUAAUCAAUGAGGUGAUUAACAAGUCAAAAAAGCCAAUAAAGUACUACAGCUUAAAAAUGAAAAUAACGAAAUUAUUGAUCAAGCGGAUAUCCCAAAUCAGUUUAACAAAUAUUUCAUUGAAUUAGGGGAUAAUUUAUCUAAUGAUAUACCCUUAUCAACGUCAACUCCCGACAGAUAUUUUACCAAUUUUCAAUGUCCAACUCACACUUUAUCGCACUUUAAAGAGGUAUCAGAGACUGUAAUAUUGAGAUUGCUUUCUAACUUAACUAUAUCCAAGGCAUCCGGUCUGGAUCAAAUUUCGGCUAAAGUUUUAAAAAUUGCAGCACCAUCUAUUGCUCCAUCACUUACUUUAAUUUUUAAUCAAUCAAUCAUCCGCACUGGCAUAUUUCCAUCUGACUGGAAAGUUGCGAGGGUUACACCAAUUUAUAAAUCUGGGGAAAAAUUCUGCAUGUCCAAUUAUAGACCUAUAUCCGUUAUUUCAAUUGUUGCAAGAAUCAUGGAAAAGCUAAUACACAACCAGAUCUAUGAAUAUUUGAUUAAGGAAAAUCUACUAGCAAAUUCCCAACCCGGCUUUAGGCCGAACCAUUCAACUCUAACUGCGUUGCUCGAUAUCACAAAUAGAUGGUAUCAGAAUAUGGACAUUGGCCAACUUAAUGGUGUGAUAUUUCUUGAUUUAAAAAAAGCAUUCGAUACUGUUAAUCACGACAUCCUUCUUAGUAAGUUGGCAAUUUAUGGCAUAAGGGGGUCGGCAUUACGCUGGCUGAACUCCUAUUUAACAGGUCGAAUACAAUAUUGCCAAGUGAAUGCCCAUUUAUCUGAUCCUCUAUGUGUGACAACGGGUAUACCACAAGGUUCGGCUCUUGGUCCACUCUUGUUCCUAAUUUACAUAAAUGACCUACCUAAUUGUCUGGAACACACUAAAGUCAAUAUGUUUGCCGACGAUACCCAAAUUGAAACGGCAGGUUAUGAUGUUAAUACAAUUGCUGAGGAACUUAAUCAAGAUCUAGAAACCGUUUCAGUUUGGUUGUCGGCAAAUAAACUAACUUUAAACAAAACGAAGACAGAAUACAUGAUAAUAGGUAGUAAUAGAAGAGUCAAUCAUAUUAACAUAACGCCUAAUAUAUUCAUAAAAGACAGAGAAAUUAAUAGAGUCAAAACGACCAAAUCACUCGGCUUAAUGAUUGACGAAACACUCUCAUGGAAUGCUCAAGUUGAUCAAAUUACAAAAAAGGUUAAUUCAGGUCUCAGUAUCCUUAAAAGAUUGAGAGACAUUCUAGAUUACCAAACACUGAUCAAAAUUUAUUUAUCAAUAAUUCAACCACAUUUCGACUAUUGCUCACAGAUUUGGGGUUGUCUGGGUAAAGUACUAUCUGAUAAACUCCAGAAGCUUCAAAAUAGAGCAUUUCGAAUAAUAACUCGUGAAAACUAUGAUACACGUACAAUCGAUGUUUUGAACAAGGUCGGUUUUCCAAAUCUCGUGACUAGAAGAAAACAUCAUUUAGCCGUCCUAAUGUUCAAAGCCAAACAUAACAUGUUACCAAAUUGCUUAACGGAACUUUUCAUCACCUCAAAUGAAAUACAUAAUUACAAUACAAGACAGAGCGAAUUCAAUUUUGCAUUACCUAAACCUAAAACUAAUUUUAUGAAAAAGUCUUUCGCCUAUCGAGGAGCUGAGACUUGGAAUAAUCUGUCUGCUGACAUAAAAGCUAAAACAAGCAUCUCUACAUUUAAAAAUAGUCUAACUGUAAGUGUGUAAUUUGUGUGUAAUUUAGUUAUUAUUAUUAGAUACUGUAGUAUAUGUGUAAUUAGUAUAGCUAUAUACGGCCUAUUGGAAGAUCACCCGUCUUAAUUUUUGUAAAUAUCUUGGUGAAAUAGUACCGUUUUUAAUAAAGUCAAUAAAGUCAAAGUCAAUGUUCUAAGCUUGUUUGGCAUGUAAAAUUAUGAUAAGGUUUCUAAAGAACGACGGAACAUGGUUGUAUUUAAUAUCAUUCGUGUUCUAAGCGUGAUUGGCAUGCAUUAUAAUAAUUCAGUUUUAUGUUAUAUAAUUCAUGUACUAAGCUUGUUUGGCAUGUAAAAUUAUGAUAAGGUUUUUAAAGAACGACGGAACAUGGUUGUAUUUAAUAUUCGUGUUCUAAGCGUGAUUGGCAUGUAUUCUGAGACCUUAUGAUAAUUCAGUUUUAUGUUAUAGUUCAUGUAGCUACUAAGCUUGUUUGGCAUGUAAAAUUAUGAUAAGGUUUUUAAAGACGAAGAAUAAUUGUUGUAAAGAACAAAGGAAUAUGGAACAUAUACUUGUUUCUUUGGCGUCCCUUUUUGCCAUCGGUAAAAUAAUUGUCGGACCGCGAAAACGUUUGUCCGAUCGAUUGGAUCGAUCGAUCGGACCAUUCGACAUUCACACAUCGCACAAUGAACUUGCACUGCUUUCAACUUGCACGUGCUCACAGAGACGACUGGGGACGAGUCAGACCCGAGACCCUCACGCAGUAAUCUGCGCAGCAGGCGUUUAUUUGCUUUCGGGCAGCAAUCGGUAAAAUAUUGUCCGACGGUAAACAGGAUUGUCCGGUGGAUCCAUCCGUACCAUCUGUAAGACUGCUUUGUCGAUCGGAUACCGAUCGUCAGUAUUGGACAUUUAUGAGCUAUAAUUAGAAGGUAUGCCGAAAAAAUGACCCUUUGUUCCGUUGUAUGCUAUUAGAAAUGUGGUGCAAAUGAGUAGUAUGUGGUCCAUCGUCCUAUAUUGCGUACUUCACGAGUUCUCAACCAUGCACUAUGAGUCUACGGGCACUUUACAUUCAACUUAAUAACGCUAUACGGCUAGCAUUCCGUGUUAAAAAUUCACUACGAUUUUUAGUAUUGUGUUUACACUAUAUAACGGAAUGGCCUGUCGUAGCGUACCAAAUAAGGUCUAUUACUAUACGCUGUAAAUUUGCCAUAUGUCAUAGUGUAAACACGGCUUAUGAUAACUAUCACCUCAUUGUCCAUUGAAGUGAAGAAAUUUCGUAAUCACUAGGCAGAUUUAUUGACAUCUGGGAUUCAAGACAUGUAUGACAUUGCAGAAAUUUAAUACCUGAGACUGGACAACGCCUACUCAGUGCAUAAUCGGAUUUUAAUUGCCGAAUGAGGGUGGUUUUGACGAGACAUAGUACGUUCUAUAACGUGUUUAGUGAUCUUAUAUGCCGUUGAUUAUCCCGUUCACCAUGACGCUUGCAUUAUUAUCAGUACCGGUGAUCAGUAUAUACAUUAUUCCUCUGUGAGUUGAUGAGAGUUGAUGAGUUGGAGUCAAAAAUGAGCGAGACUUAAAGUUGUUGUCAGAAUUUAGUCAGGUUUCGCUCAUUUUUGACCCCAACUCAUCAACUCUCAUCAACUCACAUCAACUCUUUGAGGCUUAAACUGGUUCAAAUUUUAAUGCGAGUUUUUGCAGUAGUAUCCAGUCGUGAAACUCUCAUCAAUUGAAUUUUCAUGCAGCUCUUGUUCUCGUGAGUCAGAACGCGGUACUGAACUACCCCGCCGUGUGACUUAUCAGAAAAUGUGAAUUGACUAAAAACUUUCAUAUACUGACAAUAUAUACGUAAACAGUUAACGUAAUAGAUUGGGUAAAUAUUAUAGGAUUAUUUUGAGCAUCUCAAUCGAUCAACUAUAAUGAAGUUUGUUUUCACAUGCAAAUGUAAAUUUUUAUGCAGUUGGGAAAUGGGGAAUUAAAUGCAUGCAACUACUGGCAGGAAUCUAACCUACGGCCCUGCGAAUGCUGCGAUUCCGGUGAGUACCGUUUUACUGACCAACUGAGCUACACAGGCUUGCCAGUUGUCGAGCUUUACCCUCAACUGCUGCAAUUUCUUCAACGUUCAUGCAUAGAUUGGGACUGAAAAUCCUUCAAUGUUAAUAGAUUGGGACUAUAGCAGGAGCAGUUCAAAUUUCGAAAACAUUCACCACGGAAUGCAUUUUGCGCAUUUGACCGCAAAAUUGCAUGACCAUGAAAAUAUAUACCCGCGUAUAGUAGUAACGUUGCAUGGAUUUCGGCUAUUUCCCAAUAUUACGGACUCGUUCUUUGUUUUAGUAUACGGCUGUGAUGUCAAAGAGCAAUUGCGAAACGUUUCGACAGUGAUAUGGUCGAAAUCGAAAACACUUCAACCACACCUGCGCUCAAGUAUGGGUCUUAACAACCGAUGGGCGAUGCUAUCGUUGUUAUCCCUGUCAAAAUUUCAUAUUUGUUCGGUAUGUCACUAUGCACACGUGGGACUUUAAUGAAUACUGUGCCGGGAGUACAAAUAUGACCAUGCAACAAUUUAAUAUCAUUAUCUAUGACCCGCCCCGGAUUAUCAUCCAGAGUCUCCGCCAACGCGAGAGAGUUGCGAUCAUGUUGACCUUUGCCCGUGGAACACUGGAACUUUCAUAUAGUUUCAACGCAAUGCAGUUUUCAAUAUUAUUUCACUAUUAUUUAAAAAAAUAUUUAUCCACGGCAGCCUAAUUUCAGUUUCCAUCUCAAACUCAUUAACAAUUCAUGAGUAAAUUAGCCAACCAUAUAUUGCUUUAUUUUGCUCACAUGAUCAUGCUGGAUGAAGAUACCUGGGACUGCAUCAAAAUUAAUUCAGUCCUUGGACUGGAUCGAAAUUAAUUCACCUCACUUUCAGUAGUGAUUUAGUAUUCGUAUGAGAUGUCAUUUCAAACCCUCCAAUUCAGAACUGGACCAUAGAUUUCAAGUCCUCGCAUCUUGAUCCAGUGCUCGGCUUCGCCUCGGACUUGAUCAAAUUGCGUGCAUGACUUGAAAUCUAGUCCAGUCCUCAUGUAGUCGGAUUUGAAAUAUUACAUGAACUCGGCACUUAAUAGACAAUUUUCAUUAUAGACUGAAUUUAAAACUAGGCAAGAAGAUGCAAAUAAAUCACCACAGCUAGAAAGAGCAUACUAAAAUGAGUAAAAUUGCAAAAUUUGGUUGCGACAUGUUGUAAAAUGCGGAAGAAAUAGCCUUGCAAAGUUUGCAAAUUUUGUAUACUUUUGUAUUGCGUGCAGAAAUUGCUCGGUAUGCUACCAUUUUCGGCCCAAAUGUGGUAGGAAUUUCCGCACGCAAUACAAAAGUAUACAAAAUUUGCGAACUUUGCAAGGCUAUAUUUUCCGCACUUUACAACAUUUCGCAACCAAACUUUGUGAUUUUACUAAUUUUAGUAUGCUCUUUCUAGCUGUGGUGAUUGAUUUGCAUCUUCUUGCCUAGUUUUAAAAUUAGUCUAUAAUGGGAAAUGUCUAUUAAGCUCACGUAAAGACGAGCAAGAGCAAAUUGUGAGCAAGUACACAGAGCGAGUUUUCCUUAACAACUUUCGUUGACAAGUUUUGUUACUCGUGUGAAAUGCUGUUAAACAAGUAUCUCACGUCAAGAAGGCCAUCUUUCGUUUGUCAAUUGAAGUAUCUCUUGUACACUUGUCAGUCAAGUUUCCUUGGCGACCGUACACACGAACACAUUUUCCUUGUCCAAAAGUUGGCAUGACUAACCUUGGAACAAGUGUUGGAACAAUUGUCAAGUUUUUGCCGUACACACGAGAAAAUAAAACUUUUGUCAAGGGGCCACAGGGCAUUACUGUUAGGCCUGGCCCGCCUGUCUACUGAUAUAUGCGUGACCGGCUCGCCAAAUCAGCUCCACCAGCUGAGACAUCGUGGACACCGAUAUCGAAUACGGAGACCAAAUAUCUUCGGUGUAAAAAAAUAGCCGGAAGGAAAAAAAGAAGUGCACUGAUAUAAUAAAUUCUUUGUAGUUUUGCGCCACGGAGAAUCAUAUAAUAUAUAUAUAUAUAUAUACUUAUUAUUGCAAUAAAAAAUAUACGUGGUGAGUUUCACAAGCCAACACAUAUAUGAUACUGACAUAGUUACGCUAUUAUAUUUAUAACUUCCCGACAAAGCUGGCCUAGCUUCGAUAGUUUUUUCGCUGUAGUUUUUCAGACUUUGACAAACGUAAUGUGCAACUAUGAACUAUAUCACCAACAAAAGAUGUUUUAAUUCAGUCGACUUGGACGUCUGUUGUUGGUAAUAGUUGCAUAGACAUAGUAUUAUCCUAAACAGACGUGCAGACUAACCAACUUAAGAACAAUUAAAUACUCAUUAGCCUGAACGAUUGACUUGCAGUGAUAAGAAACGUAUAUACUAUGUCUAUGAAUUUUUAACUUGACGGAAUGCUAGCCGCGUAGCGUUAUAGCCUAUAUAUGGUGUGAAUUGUUAGAUACUGAAAGACGGGCAAUUUCCAUCUUAGCGGUCGGUAUAAGUGUCCGUAUCUUUCACUCACAUGUAACAACCUCGUUCCCAGGCUCUUGGUUGGUUUCUUAAUAUAUUGUGUUUGCACUAUAGAGGAGAGGUUUGCGGCUAGCGUGCCAACUACGGACCACUACGUUUGGCACUCCGGAUGCAAAUCAAUACACUGAACUCACAAGCGUACUCGUUUGUGUAUUCCAAAGUUAAUGUUAUCCAUUUGAAACAAACGAGAUGACAUCGUGGACUACCCAACACAACUGCAAACUCUUGGGUACUGAUGCUGCCCCCAGCCCCCUCCACCCCUUCACCACGUACGCCUAUACCAGUAAUUAACAACCACACGCUUUUGGAAUUUAAAGAUUUGCUGACUGAUAUGAUGCGUGUCAAUUUUCUGGUGACGAUCAACACAUGGCAAGAACUAAUGUUAACCAAUGUCGCGUCAACUCCCAUGCCCCCCAUCCUUGUUCACACGAUCUUUUAAGGCGAGAGGGGUAUGACGCACCCUUGUCCUUGAUCCUCCGCGCGAGUUUACCGAUUACCCGAAUGCCUUGUAUUUUCCGGGUAUAUACAGUCCUCAUUAAAUCAUUAUAUAUUAAAAUGCGCAAAUAAAGUAAAACCGCAAACGCCUCUGCGGGGAAGCAUUAAGUAAUCAUACCAAAGCCUAUUAUAUAGCUAUUUCCCCAUAUUUGGGGAACUAUAAGAAGAAAGAGUAUACAAUUACACACAAAGGGGGAAAUAUACACACAUAUAUCUUCCCAUCAAAACUAUUCACCCGGUCAUUCUGGAAAGCCAAAUAAAUAAAGAAUACACGUAACGAAUAUAAGUUAUAUAACCACAUUUUUAUAAACAUGGCGAUAAUAACCAAUUUGUAUGGUGCACAUAAAUUAAUAUCACACCUAUACUAUUACUCUUGAGAGGUGAUCUGUGGUUAGACGACAAUAUAAGCAUUGUCAGUUCUGAUCAUGAGGGUUGAUGAACCGAGUUACAAUAUCGAAAUAUCUCAUGCAAGUAAUCACUGUUAAAUCAUGUAUGUCAAGUUUGGUGUUCAAAUAAGCUUUCAAGGUUAUCAAUAAUUUUUCAUACAUGUACAGUGUGGUCUCCUGCUAUUGAAAUCAACUUUUGCAGAUGGGGCUACUAGGUCUUUAACUUUUAAGUAAACUUUUUCAUUCGUUCAAGGAACCGAGAAGGAACCAAGUUACCAAGAGGCAACACAAAGGCUAAGGAAGACUGGAAGAGCAAUAUAAUCGUCAAGUAUGCAUGACUAAAGACAUGAGAUUGGUUCAGCGUCAGGGUGUGAAAAAACCAUGGAAUGUCAGGUGGAAUGGCAUGUCAGCGCAAAUUCGACCCUAAUUUACCCUCUCCCCCAAUACAACCCUAACCAAUUCCGCACUCAUAUAAAUUCCGCAUACCAGACCCCACGGCCGUUCCGCCUUUCACAUUCACCGAUUAAAGACACAGAAUAUUGCACGUUUGUUCGUGAAUAAAUGAUGAAUGGGUAAAAGUAUUUCCUUCAUUUUUUGAGAUUCGCUAAAUUAAAAAUUUUACGCUUUUCCUCGUUUCCCGUUGCUUCCAUCACCUCAAUAUUGAGCGGUUCCUAAACUCCUAAAGUCUCAUAACAAAAUUUCAAAUUCUCUCUAGUGCAAACUCGCGCUUGCCCGCCCUUCGCAAGGUUAUACUUGAGGUUAUAUUAUACGGUAGCAAUGUGCCGCGCGAGUCGCCCUGUCGGGUAUCUGAUAACCGGAAACACGGCGACUCGAGCAUUCACUUCCUAAAGCAGGCGAACACAUAUCUCGCAUUUCCGACAUUGAAAUCGAGUGUUUCUCGCAGCGCACUUAGGGCACAAAAGAAAGUGCUUGUGAGAUGUGCAAAUAAAUGCAAAUUGGAGACACAAUUCCGUUUUCCAAAAGAGGUGCAAUAUAUUCCUCAAACCGCCCACUGUGGGAUGACGUCGUUGGUCAGAUCGCGUGACUUAUUGACCAAUGAGAUGAGUGCCUUGUUAAUGAGGAGAAACAAAACCUCGCCUGCUCGCCAGCCAUGUUCUCUUUUACGCAUACUUCAUCUUGACGGACGAGUCAAACUAACUAUUUUCUUAAACGGGUUCAGAAAACAGCCUCCAAAAUACCGCCUCUACGAGAUACCGAUCAAUUCCACUAUGCCUGCUAUCCAGCGAGAGCAGUUGAUAUCAAAAGGGAGCCUAUGGAUUCCUUUUAUCCGCCUUGCCAAAAUGCAGCGAGCAGGCAUAUGCAGGGAUGGAAUAUUAACAACGACACAGGACUGGAUAACCUAGCAUUUGCUGCACAAGCUGCGCUUGACGCAGAGUUCGGGCUAAGCUUCUACGAUCCGUAUGUUAGCGAGCCUUCCUUGGAUUUGUCGCCUUACUUAGAAGAUAUCGACCUUGAUACAAGCCAGCAAGCUGAUAUUUUCGAUCUCGUUUCGACUGUACCGCCGCCGAAGCAAGACCUGAAAGCAACUAUACAGCAACAUGGCUACGGAGCGUUCGAGAACGAGUUCGAGCAGUUUUUAGACGAGAGCAGUGGUUUUAUGGCCGAAUACAACGAAGCCGAAACGUUUGGAAGUCAGACGGUGCCGUUGUUUGUUGAAACGGACUGGCAAUCGUCCUGCUCGGAUAGUUCACCUUCACCAUCGCCUGGGCUGCCUUCCGAUGCACGAAAGUUGAAAAUCCGACGUCAGCGCGGACGGAAAGGCUCUGCCAACAAGUCGAACUACUCCGGAGACAAGACUACCUGCGAGUAUCGUUUGAAGCGAGAACGAAACAACGUGGCCGUACGAAAAAGCCGCAUGAAGACCAAAGAAAAGCAAGUGGCGAUCUUUCGUAAAGCGAGCGAGCUGACCGAAGAGAAUGAAGAUCUUCAAUCAGUCGUCGCAAGCCUUACCGAAGAGCUUCAGCGAUUGAAAAAUUAUCUUGCAAAAUCAGGAAUCUCCCAUUUGGACUUGCCGAUUGAGGCUUAGGCGAACUCCAAGGACGGAUUUCUCGAGGACUAUUGAACCCAUUGGACGUGUCGUAAAAGUAUUUUUUAAAAUUGGAUUGUGACUUUAACAUAUAAUAUGACUUGUUGUGUGUAGUGCAUAUUAAAAAGCUGCAUACUUCAAAAAUGGUUAACCAUAUGUAGUGUAGAUUGUUUUAUAGUGCGGCUGUAGAGUGCAAGACAUAUAUUCUAUUAACGCGGUCGUCUUUUUAUAGCAAGUUUAUAAGCCGUAAAGAAGGAUAAGACCAAAGCUCGCUGGAUUGUGCUUGAUUUCAAAUACAAAUGUACAUUUUUGUAUAUAAAAGAUGUACAUUUGUACAUUUAAGUUUUAAUCGGAGCUGGUAUCCCCAUGUAAUUUAAACCUUAUGCUGUGUUAUAUUAAUCAACGAUCCAGUGAACUUUGGCAUCCCUCUCAAAAGAAAAAGGAAUUUGCUGGUUAAAUAGCGUAUUGAAUUUCGCUUUGUGUAUAGUAAUAUUUAUGCCAGUUGUGUCUUAAGUGCAGUUUAGUGUGAAAAUUGGUGAAAAAGCGCGUGAUUUAUCACUGAUUUGAUAUAAAAUUAAGUUAGGGGAUUAAUGUGUGAAUGAAUAUUGAACGCGAUUCGUCGCGUUUCAAUGCGUGUUUAUAAUAGGGGAUCCAGCUUUGAUGUGUCGCAGCCUGUAGCAUACACGUUGAAGAGAUUAAUCAAGUAGUUUUAGAUGCAAAACCUCUCUGUAAAAAUUGAAUUUCUUGAAACAUGAUUUGAGUCGAAUAAUUGUAUACAAGUUGUAUCAGCAUGGUUGUCUUUGAUUUAGGAAAUGUUUUAGUCUGUUUCCGCAUUUUGUAGCCGAGAUCAGUGUUUCUACUGCCAAUAUAACCCGCUGUGCCGUGCUUGAUAUUUGUUUAGAUUUCAGAUGCAUUGUGCUGUGACCGGGAGAUUAAGAAAAUUUGGUAUAUAUAGUAAUUAUAGCGUUCACUUUGCGUGUCGUCUUAAUGAUUCCGAAUACUUCGAAUAUUAGGUGGCAUGUAGCAAUUUUGCAAUCGAAUGCCACAUAUAUGUGGAUUUUACAGAUUUACUAUUAUUUCGUUCGAUUUUUACCGCUUUUUAACAUUCAAAAGGUCAAACUUUAAUGGCGGAGUUUAUAACAAUAAUAUUGAUCUAAUUUCGUUUGAUUUCCGUUUUGGGAAUUUUACUUCGCGUGACACGCUGGCGUAUUUGAUAAUAUAUCACAUCAUUAUAUAUUGUUUGAUUGUAGCAAACCAUGUCGCGGAUCUCACAAGUCAAGAGGGCAAAAUGAAUUGAACAUGAUAUUUGCUUUGUCUGUCUGCUGCUUUAGCAACGGGCAAAACAAAUUUGACAAAAGUGGAAAAAUGAUGGCACAUACUGUUUUCAGAAUAUGAACUAGCAUAUAUGCACAGCUAGUAAGGAAUUUAAAGUAAUGGAACAGCUAUUACUAUGCCUAUGACCAGCUUUGCCAAACAGUCAUGUACUAAGUUGCACCAUGCAACCGGCGUUUGCUACAAAUUUACAACACAAUUUCUAUGUUAGGUGGAAAAGUGCUCAUAGAACUAACGGUACCAGUGUCUGCCCGUGUUGCUGACUUUCAUUCCGUUGGUAUUUAAUAUUCAUUCUCAUAAAUAAUUCACUUGUCAUUUCGUUCCAUUCAUGCCUCUGUGGAAUCUUAAGUAUAAUAUAAAAAAGAAUCGGCCAAUUCUAGAAUUUGGGUAAGUGUUUGGCAAUAGCUCUCAAAAUACUUUUUACAUAACACUGUUCAAGAGUGCUUCUAUAAGUCUUCUAAACCAGCUGAUUUUUCAGUCGGCAAUAACAAAAGAAAUGCAUGUGUUGACUUGUUAAAUAUCUGUGUUUUAUAAUCAGAUUUUGAUAGAUUAAAAAAAUGCGAGACCGUGAAUUUUCGAUAUAUCUUAACUCACAUCUUCAAAUUGUUUAAGGUUACAGGACACCCUUUUUGGCGUUUUGCAGAAAAUCGCUACUGCGCGCUCAAUAUCAGUCUAGUUUUAAUCAUAUUUUCACCAAAUAUUCGCCAGUGCAUGCAAAAUAUGGUAAAGUUGUAAAAUUAACAAACAGUAAAAUAAUGUAAGAAUUAUUCAGGAAAAUCUUAAAUCGCGGUACCGUUACGCUUUUGAGUUGUGCUCCUGCUGAUUUUAAGUUAUAUAUUUAUGAAAAUAUCAUUUUUAUACAGUAAAAUAGUUGUUCUAAAAAGGGUGUUCGGAAAUUUUUGUUUAUUUCGUCAUUCCGCUGAUAUGGCGAUUUCUUUGACGACUGCAAUAUAUUUCUGAAUUGUUUGAGUGAAUUGCUCUUUAUUUAUUAUUAAAAUAUCCAAAAUUAAAAAAAAGCCGAACACUAUUUUGAAACUGACCUCUCUAGCUAUGUCCUGUGAAAAUUUGAGAAACAUUGGUUAAAAUCCGCAGGAGAACAACUCGUUUGAAAAUCAGUGAUUACCGUAAAAUUCUUCGGGAGAAAAUUGAUUUUGAAUAUUACAUUUUCAAUGUUUUUCUUAUUGCAGCGAAAUGUAUUUUAUCAAAUAACUCUGCGAGUUUUCAACAUUUUUCGUUGAAACUUGGUCAUAUAGUAGAACUAGUCUAAUGCUUUCAUGGAAACCAAUAAAAAAAAUUUUAGGCAAAAUUAACACUCAAAGGUGUUCUGUAACCUUAACAAAUCAAACUUCAUCUUCAUUCUUCAAGCUUUCAAUUGUUCUAAUUUCUACGUUUGAAAUAUUAUUUCUACUGUCAGUAGUUAGGACAGGGAAAAUUGCUUCAUGUAUUUUGCAGGCAGACUACGAAACCAGUGGCACCAUAUGUGUAGCCAUUUAAAUGAUUUCGUAGGAAGAGCCGGUGAUAACGUUUGACCACACGACAUGAAAUUUGAGCACAGAAAAUUCUGGAGAUCGAAAAAAGUUUAUCGUUUUAUUUCGUAUUUGAUUUCGCUGUAAUUUUGCAUAGCCAUAGGUAUAAAUUCUAACUCUUGUAGGAUUUGUAAGAAAUGUUUGAGAGAACGCAACUGACAUAGUAAUAUUAGAAUUAAAGUCAGUUCCAUCAAACACUGAUUUCUUACAAAUCCUUCAAAACUUAGAAUUGACCUAUAUGCAAAAUGCGGCUACUGUGAUCACAGAAUCGUUGAUAGUAUGAACCAGCCUUUAUAGUCUUUAUAAUUCUACGCAGCUAGAAAUUGCAAAAUAUUUAUAAUAUUUGAUACAGUAUACAAUAGUUGCCCUAGUCCUAGACCAUUCCUAAUUGGUCCGAUAUGUUGUGAGAAAACAUAUGGCUCCAGCCUCCUGCGACCGGCUGCCGAGACGAAAUUUGAUUUUAAACCGCGGUUGCUCAGCAGGCUGUCGCGGAGGUGAAGGACACAUACGAUGGCAUCACAAUACCGGCACAUGAAAUUUGACAAUAACCCAACAAUGGUCACAUUGAAAUGAAUUCUGAGAAGACAAAAACAACAAUUUUAUUGAAACGAAUUCUGGUUAUAAUAAAGUCAAUUAAAACUAUUUUCUACAUUGUCACAAGAUUACAAGUAAUCCACUAUCAAUCUACUACGAUUAGACUGGUAUUAAAAAAUGAUAAAAUCCAUCAGUGAUAUGACAAUAUAAAGGUCAAUUGACUCAAUUACCCAGACCACAGAAUGGUUUAAUAAUCCGGCUCCAUUCUGUGCUCCGACCUUUUGAACACUUGAACAGGUUGUAUAAAAAAUCGCUAAUCCUACGUUGACAUGCAUGUCAUCGCGCAUUUUAGGUGUAAGAAUGACACCUAUUUUGUAUAAAAGCGAUCAAAAAUGGCAAAAUAUACAUGCACGAUAUGAUUUAAUGUAGUCUACCAAGAACUGCUGAUCAAUCCAAACCAAUGCGCCAUCUUUGAUUUUGGUAAAGUUUUUAAAUAUGAAUUCGAAGUGAGAAUAGUUUCGACACUCAGAUAUAAAUAACUCAAAAAAAGAAUGUCGACUACGCUACGGACAUUGGAACUUUAUGCCUUGGCCCUUGGUUUAUGGACUUUGGUACUAGUUUAGGUUUUUGUCGAGGGUCGAGUGUCGAGGGUCCAAUGUCGAGGGUGAGGGUAAAAAGUCGAGGGUGAGGGUAAAAAGUCGAGGGUGAGGGUAAAAAGUCGAGGGUCAUAAAAAACGUCGAGGGUCGAAGUUUGCGGGCAAAAUAACUUGUUUAAUGUUGUGACAUGGACUUAUCAUAUAUAUGUAUGCAGAACUACAUUAACUUUUAAAAGAUACUACCUUGCGUAAGUUUUCUAAGCGAUUAUUUUCUAAGCCCCUUCAUGCUCGUUAGUUAACGUGUUUAUGUCUAAUAUGAGAACGGUCUCUUUGCUUUCUUAUCAAAUUAACGUAACAGCAUAGAUUAUCGGGUAACUGUUAUGAUUAAAAAACUUGUGUGUUUUCUGCUAGAUCGGAGCGCGGUUAACGCGGUGCAGACAUGCCACUGUUCAAGAAACCAAUGAACGCUAAGUGAUUCAGUCAAUAUUACUCGCCUUACGGCCAACCAUUGUCAUUGACCAACCUCGCAAGCAAGGGUCUCCACAUCUGCGGUGGGACGGAGGCCUUUGCUUGAUACGAGGUUGAACAUUGCCAUUGGCCUGUUUAUGAAAUUAUACUACGUUUAGAAAUUCUUUUAAUAAGUUAAUAUUGAUAAUAAAUACUCUUUAACUUUGCUUUUAAUGAAAAAACUCAUUACACGCUAGAACAUAGAGACAUUACACGCUAGAAAACAUGCUGCGUGCGUGAAACUUUUUAACCAGACGACCCAAACCAUAAACUUAAUGAGUUUGUUUCUAGACCAGAAUUGUCCCUUAAUUCAUGAUUUACAUAAGGAGAAAAACCGUUUUAAAAACUAUUUUAUCGUUAGUAGUUGUCUGAGUUGUCGUAAAAAUACAACCCUCGACUUUUGUAUAUGACUUCGACUUUUACCCUCACCCUCGACUUUUUACCCUCACCCUCGACUUUUUACCCUCACCCUCGACUUUUUAUACCCUCACCCUCGACGUUUUUACCCUCACCCUCGACGUUUUACCCUCACCCUCGACAUUGGACCCUCGACACUCGACCCUCGACAAAAACCUAAACUCCUUUGGUACAUGCCAACGUCACCAAGUAUUUUAGAUAAACCAUGAUGUCACACAAUUGGACUAGAAUAAAUGUUUGUUGCAAAUGUGCCAAAUCGCUGUUGCAAAUGUGUCAGGCUAGAUCUCUGAUUCCCCAAAAGAGGCCGAUAUAUUUUAUACUAAGGGUACUUUAAUUGGCGACGCGUCAUGCUCGCGCCAUGCAAUAUCUCAAUUGAAGUGAUAUGCUACGUUUUUGUAGAUAGAAAUUUCCAGUGUACAUUUUAUACAUUUUUAAACCUAACUGGCAGCAGAUUACCCUAGCAGCAGAUGCGAAGAAUGGAACGAUAUAUGGGCCCUCUGCGGGCAGCAAUUGAACCUGCGGCCCAGCGAUUCCAUUGCAGGCUUGCAGCGCUCUAACCAAAUGAGCUACCGAAUCUAGUUGUCGAGGUUCAAUUAACCGUAAGUUCGUGUAUAUAGCCUUUCUGAAACAGUGUAUAUACAGUAGUGUUUCUAGGCCAGCAUAUCUAGCAUACUUUUGACUGCAUACCGCACGAAAUGAGCAAAAUUCAUUCCAAUAUUAUUAAACACCAUUAAAAUCAGAUAACAAUCAAUACGAGACCUAAAAAUAUUAAAUAUAGUUAUAUUUAGCUUCAAUUACUUAGUCAUAACACGAACAGAUCAACUGGUUUAAACAAGCAAGUAUUAAUUGCCUCUUUACAUAUCAAACAGGUUCACCUUGUUUGAUCCGGGUCAUUUGAGCUAAGGUCAACAUAAGUAUUCUAUAUAUAAAUACCAUGAACUACUGGGGGCUUUUUGGGACUAAAUAUGUAAUGUAACUGACCUUCAGUGGUAACAAAGGUACAUCUUAUUCUAAUUAACAAUGCGAUUGGACUGAUUAUAGUGUAACCAAAUCGCAAUGCAAAAAUGCGAACUGUAAUUUAAAAGUCAAAUGAGGGUGGUCGAUCUUUCCUGAUGGCACGAAUAUUUUCAAUUUGCAUUUUUCCGAUGGAAUUUUUGCAUAGACAUACGAUUGACUGGGGGAACUGCCCAGGCUGCAGUAUCCCCCCACCCAGUGUUCUGAAUUGGCAGAUUGAAUUCUACUUCAAAAAUCGGGCAAUUUGCUAUUGGUAUUAAUGUAUGUUUAGAUGUUUGGUCAGAGCACUGAAUGACAGAUUGAAAUUUAUUUCAUUAAACUGUUCAAAUUGACAUGCUGUAGAGUGAGGUGUUUUCGAUGGUACCUUGAACAGGGCCGCCCAGAGGGCUAGCUAAAGGGGGCUCGCAAAUAAGGAUAAACCACAGUUAAGGAAUUGCAGGAAUUGCUAUGUUCUAGGGACUCUAGAUUUCCAAAUUUUCCCAGGAAACCAAAUAGACAUUCAAAACUGAAAGAAAUAGCCUUGCUAAUUGUUCCGUAUAAAGGUUCAAGAAUAUUGAAAUCUGAAUCUCUAAAAGAGCACAUAAUUUCAAGAGCCUUUAACGAUAGAACUAUAGUGCUACAAAUAUUAAAUUUGCCCCAGGCCCACAAAUUUAUAUGUGCGGCCCUGAUCUUAACGAAUGAAUACCAAAAAUACUUGUAAAAUAUUUUUGAUUUAUCGUUUUAAGAUUUACUUUAUUCCCUUUCUGCAUAAAUGAAUAAAUAGCAGCAACGCAUCUCCUAUCAAUAAACCCAAGACGAUGAGACCAAAAUUAUAACCAAAGUUUAAAUCAGUAUACCAUCUUGAAUUACUUUAUACACCAAGAUUCAUGGUAGGAUUGGUAGCCAACGCCACGUUGCAACUUUCAAGCAAGGCAAAACUUAAGUGUUUUUUUUGCCACUGACAUUUUCCCAAAUAUAUGGCGUCGCUUAUUGUCAGACUCGUGAUCAUGAGGCGAAUUAUAGAUUAGCCAUAUCGGUACGGUAAACAAUCAAAAGCAGUAGUUGUUUACAGAAUGCAUGUGGCUACGGCGCUAUUGUAAAUAAUAUUGACAAACAAUGUCGAAUUUACAUUUAACAAAUAUCAUGUAUCAUUUUUGCUGGUUCAAGCGUCGCGGUUGAACGAGCUGAAAGCAGUUGGAUGAAAGUCGGCUGUCACGCGACUUCGGUUAGAGUUUAAAUACACAUAAAGCCUAGUCAUAUUUUUAACUUAGACAGCUUGAAUUGUCUCCUGUGAAGGUCCAUUCCACUCAGGAAAAUUUUCCACAGAAAGAAAAUUUUGUAAAAUUUGAUUGGCCGACACAAACUUUCAACUUUUAAGUUGAAAAUUUUCAACUUUUAACAAUGAUAUUUUCGGCCAAUCUUCUGUCCGUCGAAACUUUUCUUGCCAGUGGAAAUGGGCCCGGUGCAGUUUGACUGGGGAUUAAAAUGGCCCUAUUGUUGGUCCAAGCAGGUUCAGGCGAAAGGAAGCAUGCCGAAACAUUGAAUUGAUUGAUGAGUUUGAAACAUUUAAAACCUAGCUAGGACAAUGGGAGGUCAAUCAUUCAUCACUUACUUUAAUCGGCUAGUAUACUUUACUAAUCAUAAUUAAAAGUGUCAGAAGGAAUGUACUGAACUUGCAAUCUUUGAGCUCUUUAAUCUGACCGAAAAAUGACAUUUUUUCAAUCCGUCUUUCGAAGACUACUUUUAUGAUGUAGAAGACAAUCAGAGAGAAUUAAAAAAACACGAAUUUACAAUUUUAUCUCUAAUUUGUAACCAGAGAAGAACUGCCUAAAGGUUGAUGUUUGAAGCUUUUUAAAAUCAAUUGAAUAACCGCAUAUUUAUUAUACUACAGUGCAAUAUGGACAAUGUGAUUGAAAAUGGUGUCAGGGUGUUUAAUAUUCAACAGGUCAAAUAUGGUCAAUUUGAGCACUUGCAUCAAUGUGAAUUCAUAGUCCAGUUCAAGUAAUAAGUUCAGAACUUACAAAGGGUAACCCAGAACACGAUUGGUUAAAAAUUCAACCAAUCAUGAAGUUGCAUUUUGGCGCCAAAAGGAAAAUGCAAAAUCUGACGAAAAUAAUGGGCAUGCGCAAACGAAGUAUUCCAAUUGAUUUUCUUUACACCAAGUAUGGAUGAAAAAUUAAAAAUUUAGAAAAAUAUGAAUCAUCUUUAAAUUUUUUGUUGACUUCUUGCCGAUGCGUGUGGGUUUAAAAUCAGUUCCUAAAGUACAUAUACAGUCGAUUUUUAAACUCACUUCUUGUUUGUGUGCGCGAAAUAAUCGCAGAAGUUUUAAAAUGGCCACAAACGGCGCGACAACAGAACAAAAGGAAGGAACGGACAGAACAGAAGAACAAAUUGUGAACAUAGAAACUGUAGUGGCAGCGGACAACAAGGGGAUUGAUUAUGAUAAACUUAUAAGUAAGUUGAAAAGUAAGGCUAGCUGGUACUUAGAAGUACUAAACAAGUAAUCUGAGAGUUGUUUGUUGUUUUUAAGCAAAUAUCAGAUAGUCCCUCAGGUAUUUUGGAACGCUCGGUCACUCCCUGAAGUCACACUCGGCAUCAUGCAUGAGUCAAUUCGUACUGUUACCACCCCCCCCGGGCAAUAUCCCGGGGAUUUGUAAUUUUUUCAUUAGUUGUUAGCAAAUUCCCUACCCCCGGGACUUAGACAUUUGCGAAUUCCCCACCCUGGGGCAAUACUGAAAAAGUACAAGAAAAAUCGUGAGACAAAUUAUUUAACACAACUGCAAAAAUGUAUUCAUUCCCUUGAUGUUAAAUAACGUAUAAUCGUGAAAUUUAUUUCAGACAAAUUUUUUCCUAACGCAUUGACAAACUCUGACGACUGGCCAGAAAAAAAUUCUUCCAAGUUUUUCAUCGCCAUUUUGAAAUUUUGAUGUUUAGUUACCAGGCUCCUAUUUACUUCUCAUCUUUGCUAGAUCCCCGCCCUAUACCCCCGGGCAUAACAUCCGUUUGACAAUUAGGGGGGGGGGGAUGGUAACAGUACGAAUUGACUCAUGCAUCAGGAACACAGCUAGAAUAGACACAGAAGUCUGACUUCUUGUCAGUAUCUUUGAUGUUAGUGUAACCGCCACCAUGCCAUGAAUUCGAAUUGCAACGCUCUGAAUGCUGUUGCCAUGCCCCUUGCCACUAGUGUGCCAAGGAGAGGCCUUCACCCCCCUAAAAACAUUCAAAAUGGCCUGCUUGGCUACUAAGGGCAGUGAACUCCAUGUCUUUUAUCUGAAACGAUAACAUGCGGGAGAAAUGUGACGCCAAUGCCAGUGCCACUUCACCCAGGGUGUAUGCAUUCUAAGUGCAAUAUGCAGAAGAUCGAACAGUGUGAGUUUGGCACAGUACAAUACUAUCUAUAGUUAACAUUGACAGAUCUUCGGCAUAGAGUUUGCAUGGAAUGCAGUGGCGGCGCCACGGGGAGGACUAGGGAGGACACGUUCCCCCCCAGUUCUCUUCAAGGUCGAUUUUCUAAUUUGUCCAAAUCCGGUGAGAAAUUUGGGGGGGGGGGGUACGUUUGUGACAUCAGUCCAGUUAUUUAGAUAUAACUUAAUAAAUUCAGUCUUUAUUGUGUGAAUAAAAACCGGUAUUAAAAGAUCUUCGCUUUACUUUUGACAAAAGACCAUGUUUCAUAUAUGCGGCAUUUACCAUUAGCAUAUGCAGGCACUAAUUACGACCGCCGAAGGAAACCUAUCAUAAUGGGUUAACAUAUUACCCAAACUUAAGUGCAAUGGGUAAUGUGUGAUGCGGAAGUUUGGUCCUGCUGCUGAGAUGUGAGGGAGAUAUGUUAAUUAAUGCACUGUUCAUUAGCUUCUUGGAAUGCAUCACUACACAACUGAAAGAGAAAAAUGUUCGAAGGAAGAGAUCCAUCAAGUGAAAUUGUGUGUGAGGGAGGCAAAUAGAACCUUCGUUUUCGAAUCUUGACGGUUAGACCUAUCUUAGAUUUUUCAACAUCGGAAAUAUCGAUGAGAAAGUUUACAUUCCAAAAGAAAUGGUACGAAGAGUACAUAUAUAUGACUGGAAUAUUCAAUGUAACAACUGCAAGAUUACAUACGAGCAUCAUAGCAGCGAAGAGAUGGAAAGGAAAGAGUCUAGAGAAAGGGUCCAAAAGAAAGUUUCCACCUUGGAUUUGCUUGUCCUCCUUGCUCGAAGUUUUCAGCAAAGAUGAUCUGCACCACCUUUAUCCCGACUUGUUUGAGGUCGCUACCUUGCCUGUGACGUGGCAUUAUGUGAACGCACACACAGCAAGCUCAAAAUAAUAAACAAUAAUUUGCGAGUUGCUAUGUCACCUGAUAGACUCGAGGACCUUGUCCAGAUUAGCAACGAACGAGAUCUAGCCAACAUUACAAUAUCGAACUUACCAAAUUAGUGGAAAUAUUUAAGCUUGCAAAACCUCAUAAGCUUGUCAUGCAAGGAGAUCUACGAUAACAUAUAGCCAUUAUUAUUCUACCUAACAGUUAUUUCCAUUUGUAUUUAAAUAUAAAAUAAUGUUGACUUCAAUUUUCCUGGAAGUAGCAAUUCCUUUAGGCAGCUGUCAAUCAAUGUAAUCGUAGUCAAUAGAAUAAGAAGGUUAGGGAACUCGAUGCAGACAUAAUAGAGCUAUCUAUGUUUUUGUCUUGGUUUAUGCAAAAAAAUGGUCGGUUCAUCGUCAUGUGUGUAUUGUAUUUUUAUUUUGCUAGAGUAACCAAUAGUUACUAUGUUUUUGUUUAGCUAUUGUGUAAUAUUACGACCGGGUAAUUAAACAUGACGAUGAACCGAUCGUUCCUUGCAUAAACCAGACAAAAACAUAGAUAAUGAGGUCUGCAUCGAGUUCCCUAACCUUAUUCUUUUGACUAUGAUGUAAUACUGCAUUUGUAGGUAUUAUAUAUACGUAUAGUCAUGAAAAAAUCGUGUGUUUUUUUACUUUAUAAUUUUCGGAAUUCUAAAUAAUCUCACCCUGAAAAUGCAGGAAAUCGCAUUUCAGGGACUCUAGAUUUCAAAAAUUUUUCGGGGGGGCAUGCCCCCGGACCCCCCUAGAAGUGUCUCGCGCCUUUCCCGCUCGAAAAUCCCCCCCACUUUUAAAAGGCUGGCGCCGCCACUGAUGGAAUGCACUUCACACUAACUCCAUGAUGGACAAUGGUGAUGGCGUAUAAGGGGACUGAAAGUGACAUACCAUAUGCCUAGCGUGGCGAUGGACCACGCGGUGUUGGCAUAUAAAAGGGACUGAAACUGACAUACUAUAUGGUGUGGAAAUAUAGUGUGGAGGGCUGCUCACACGUUGCUCAGGCGAGGCUUUACAGCCUUCACUUUUUAACUGCCAAAUAACUGAGUGUUAUUGUUCCAGGUAAAGUAAAAUAAAUUGAGUUUACUGGGCUAGGAUUGCACUAGCUAAGUAGGAACAUGACAAGUGCUUUGUGAUUGUGAAUCAUGGCAUGGAAGUUUCUGAUCAAAAUUCAUUUUGGUUGAACAUUUUUCCAGACAAAUUUUCAACAUUAUUUCAGGUUCUAAACUGUGCCACACACAUCUUGCUGUUUAUUAAAAAUAAAAUAUUCUUAUGCUUGUGAUUGUUACUCUGCGUGUAUAUCCAUACCGGGCAGGCUUGGAAAAUAUGCCUGGCCACAGUGGGAAUCGAACCUACGACCUUUGGAACACUAGCCCAAUGCUCUGCCAACUGAGCUAUGUGGUCAGGUUGGUUCGAGUAUGUGAUAUUUCGGAACUGAGUCUAGUUCCUUCGAUUUCUAUGUAAUCUAGUAAUCAUGAUAUUUUCUUGUGUUGGUGACUUGGUGUAAUGUACUCAGGUGAAUAAGAUGCUUGUGAUGUUACUCUGAGUGUAAUCCACACCGGGCAGGCUUGGAAAAUAUUAUGAUUACUAGAUUACAUAGAUAUCGAAGGAACUAGACUCAGUUCUGAAAUAUCACAUAAUCGAACCGACCUGACUGCAUAGCUCAGUUGGCAGAGCAUUGGGCUAGUGUUCCAAAGGUUGUAGGUUCGAUUCCCACCAUGGCCACUGGCCAGGCAUAUUUUCCAAGCCUGCCCGGUGUGGAUACGUCACUCAGAGUAACAUCACAAGGCUAAAUUUAGCAUCUUAUUCACCUGAGUGAGUACAUUACACCAACACAAGAAAAUAUCAUAAAAUAUUCUUAUGUUUUAGAACAAUUUGGCAGUCAAAAGGUUGAGGCAAGUCAUAUUGAGCGUAUCGCUGAACUCAGUGGAAAACCUGUGCACCAUUUUUUAAAACGUGGUAUCUUUUUCUCUCAAAGGUCAGUUACUGCAGUAAUCAAAUUUGAUUAGACUGUGAUCAUUUAUUGCAGGUGCUUUAUGGCUAAGUUUUGUUUUUGAAAUUUUUUCAGAGAUUUAAAAGUGAUUUUAGAUGCAAUUGAAACAAAGAAGAAAUUCUAUUUAUAUACUGGCCGAGGCCCAUCUUCAGAAGCUAUGCAUUUGGGACAUUUAAUUCCUUUUAUUUUUACAAAGUAAGUAUACUGGCCUCUGUGGUUCAGUUGGUUAGAGCGCUGUGCCAGAAUCACCGGGUUGCAGGUUUGAUUCCUGUACCUGUAGUUGCAUUUUUGGCAACUGCCCCUGAUUAGGUCCAAAAAUAAUUCUGAUAUUUAUUAUUUACUAAUAACCUUUCUCCAUCUUCCUCUUUGUUUUUUUUUUUUUUUUUGUCUGUGCAUGAUAACUUUAAAGUAUCAUUUGGACUUUUUCAGAUACUUACAAGAUGCAUUUGAUGUUCCAUUAGUAAUUCAGUUGACAGAUGAUGAAAAGUUUUUAUGGAAGAAUUUAAAACUAGAGGAAGCUCACAGGCUGGCAUAUGAGAAUGCAAAAGACAUCAUUGCCUGUGGCUUUGAUGUAAACAAGACAUUUAUAUUUUCAGAUCUGGAUUUCGUUGGGUAAAUCUUAUUGUGUUUGCAUGUUAUUGAUAUGUUAGUACAGCAAUUACAGUAACAACUACAACAAUAUAGAAGCCAACAACAAUGUUCAGCAACAAAAACAACAUGACAAACAGCAGCAAUGGCAAUGCCAUCAUCAUCAUCAUCAUCAUCAUCAUCAACAACAACAACAACAACAACAACAACAACAACAACAACAACAACAACAACAACAACAACAACAACAACAACAACAACAGCAACAACAACAGCAACAAGUCCACAAUACCAGCAAAUCAACAGUAACAACAAUCAAUGAUAAUAAUAUCAACAAAACUGGCAGUAACAACAACAGUGGUCUGGUGCCUAAAUUACUUUGAAUUUGUACUCGAGUAAAAGUAGAAGUAAUUAAAAACAAAACGGCUUGAGUAAGAGUAAAAAAUACUGGAGGCAAAACGUACUUAUAAUUAAGUAAAAAGUAUCCUUAAAAAUGCUUGAAGUAAAAAGUAAAACUACUAUUAUCUGUAGCGUGUAGGGAGGGGGGGGGGAGGUCACUUUUCUAAUGGAUUGACAUGUGAAAGACACAACAUAGACGCACACGCAUUAUAUGCGUGCACCUAAUGUACAAUAUUUCAUGGCAUGGUCCACUUUACAGACCCCGUUGAAGAUAUAAGAAAUCCAUUAAAUAAAUAAUGCUUAUAAGUAAGCCACAAACGAGAGAUCCCAGACACAUGUAGAGGUCCUAUUACCUAUCCCAAAAUUAAAAUAAAUCAGGAAUAAAUAAAUCACGUAAAAUUAAACAAAAGUUAGAAAGUAACGAAAUACUUUGCCAGGGAAUGAAAAGAACGAAGUAAAACGUUUCUUCUUAAAACGACUUCGUUCCAAGUAAAAGUACUCCAGAAAAAGUUUACUUGGUUCAUGUUGACUUCUCAAAAAUAGUACUCAUGUACAGUUAACGAAGUACAUUUACUUCGUUACUUGACACCACUCAGACCACUGGACAACAAGAACAGUACUAACAACGUAAAGUAGCAACGUACGACAACAACAUGCAAUGACAACAAAAACAUAAGUAACAAUGAUAACACCAGUAUCAUUCAACAACAAUGACAGCAACAAUAAGAAAAACAACAGCAACAACAACUAUAUAAAUUUGUUUCCUUUUCUAGUGGUUGUAAAGAAUUUUACAAGAACGUUGUCAAGAUUCAAAAAUGUGUCACUUUUAACCAAGUCAGAUCAAUAUUUGGUUUUACAGAUAGUGAUCCUAUAGGUAUCCAGUUUAAAUUAAAAUGUCUCUCUUUUAAUGGUUGAAAUCUCAAAAUCAUAUAGCGUGUUAUGGUUCUGAAUUUUUGUUUAGGUAAAAUAUCUUUCCCUGCGAUCCAAGCGGCUCCUUCAUUUAGUAAUUCAUUUCCUCACAUAUUUGGUGAAAAACAUGAUAUUCCUUGUCUAAUUCCUUGUGCUAUUGACCAGGUGAGCAAGAUUUUCAAUGUGUGCUACAAUUCUUAUCAGUGGCAUAGCCCGCCAAUUAAGGUCCAAACACACCGGACGCGAUUCGACAACGCGACGCAAUUUUUUAGUGUUUGAAAGUUAAUAAAAUAGCCAAUGAGAGCAAAUUUUAAAAGAUAUGUAGACCAAACAACUCAAAAUGUUAUAGCGCUUCUAAAUAUUUGGAGAAUUUAAACGAGGAUCAAAGUUACUGGUCAGUAAAAAUCGAAAAAUUGCGUCGCGUUGCCGAAUCGCGUCCGGUGUGUCUGGACCUUUAGUCCCACUAUGCAAAUUCAAAAUUAUUAUCAUUAUUCAUUUCUUUAGAAAUAUUUGCAUAGCGGGACUAAAUCGUCGGGCUGACUGCGCUACUGAUUCUUACGCCUACCAAACAGGGGGUAUCUAAUGGAGGAAGUGUAUUAUUUUUAGGGGAUGCAGCAUCCAGACCUGCCAACUCAUCCAAUUUACUGGGGUGUCAACUAUUUUUUUUAGCAAAUCUCUAGAUGAACCUAUCGAAGGUCAUGCGUAUUCACCCGAUUUUUAUUGGGCUUCCUACAUGAUACUAAUAAUCUAUAACAUCAACCUAAUAACAUUUCCUGCCAUUACCAUAGCUGGAAAGAGCAUCUUAAAAUGAGUAAAAUUGCGAAGUUUGGUUGCGAAUUAUUGUAAAAUGAGGAAAAUAGUAUAGCCCAUCUUGUAUAUAUUUUUAUAAUAUAGCAUUUGUAAAUUCUGAACGCUGAUUGGCUAAGAGCCGUGUUGAUAUAACACGGAAAUUUUUCUUAUUCUUCGGGCUUUUGACAUUGCUACAUUGCUAUAUACAUUGCGUCGUGUUUCCACACAAUUUCUCGUUUUCCCAAUUUCCACUCGUGUUGAUAUAACUGUAUAUCAACACGGAAAAUGUUUUAUAUUUGUUAAGUAUUACGCGCGGGAGUUACAACCAUUUUUGUAUUAUUUUGAGCCGAAAGUGGUUAUUUUUACCAUGCGUAUUCUUUAACCCCAAGAAACCGCACUUUCCGUCACCCAAUUUGGCCACAAAGGAUUUGCGUGAUUUAUUAAAUGCAAAUAUAUACAAAAUUUGCGAACUUCACAGGGCUGUAUUUUCUUCAUUUUACAACAUUUAGCAACCAAUCUUUGCAGUUUUACUCAUUCUAAGACGCUCUUUCUAGCUGUUGUGUUGGAUUUCGUUCUUCUUGCUUAGAUCAAAAUUUAGUCUAUAGCUGCAAUCACCCAUAACUUUGCAUUCGCCAUUCUCAACAUUGUUUUUUUUCUUGCCAUAUUGUACUUAAAAGGUACACAAAUUUAUUUAUUUAUUUUAUUGGCGUACCUCCGGUACGUUAAUUACUUACUAUGUGAAUUAUCGCACGCUACAAAUACUCGUAAAUUACUUGCGGUGAACGUGGUACACCAUGUAUGAGCUAUUUGAUGCGAAUGAUUCAGGGGUGCUUAUUGGUAUUUAAUUCUUUUGGGAGAGGUGCAUGUGCACCUGUCCGCACCCCCUGAGUAUCCACCUAUGAUGUAAAUUAGAGCUGUGCGGUUAACCGAAAAAUUCGGUUCUUCCGGUACUUUUUUCAGCACCGAAAAAUUAUAUACGUAAAAGAACCGGUAGUUUCGGUUUUUAAAUUUCCCGUUUAACACCCGCCAAACACCCACCUGCCGCAGGUUGAAAUGUUUGGAAAAUAACAAAAUUGUGCUCUUUGUGCACAAUAUGCACUGUGCACAAUAUGCAAUAAGUGCUCAAAUAGUUGAUAUUUUAGUUGUGAUAGUUAUUGUUGUGAACUUGCUUUAAAUUUUUUUAAAAACUAAGAAAAUUAUUUCAUCUUCAUAAAUAAAUUUCAAUUGUUCUUUUAAAAUAUUCAGAGAUUUAUAAAAACUUACAAAGGCAUAAAUUCAUCUAUUUAGUAAAAAUGCUCGAAACAUACAUAAAUGAGUUCAUACAUUUGUACUGUUCUUCUUUUUUGAAAAUAACCGAAACCGAACCAAACCGAGGUUUUUUUGUUCCAAAAAAACUGAAACCGGAACCGAGAUAAAAUUUUUGGAACCGCACAGCUCUAAUGUAAAUUAAUAAUAAUAAUAAUAAUAAUGCUUUAUUCACAGUAUAUCUACAAAGUAGUUCUUCAUCUGUGAAGGAUUAGUAAUAAAUAUUAGUAAUAUAUAUAGAAUUGAAAUUUUGUAAAAACAUAAAUCUAGGAUAAUGCAAAUAUAUAGUCAUUCACAUGCUAUUUUAAACUCUAACUCAGUUUACAUCUUUCACAUUUUGACAGGAUCCAUAUUUCCGUAUGACGCGAGAUGUAGCUCCAAGAUUGGGAUAUCCCAAACCCUCGCUUCUUCACUCGACUUUCUUCCCAGCUUUGCAAGGAGCAAAGACGAAGAUGAGUGCGAGUGAUCCUAAUUCAUCCAUCUUCUUGACCGAUACUCCUGCCCAAAUAAAGAAAAAGGUAGGAAAAGACCUAUAUUUAUAA